GUUAAUGAUCGUGGAAUCAUUGGGAAACGGCAAGAGAAGCCCCCACGUUUGUGGGCGCAGCGCUUCUGGAAGCCGGACGCUCCAUUCCGCAUGCUCCUUCUCAGGACAGGAAACACGUCAUGAAAGGGCUGACCAUCAGCGAUCUACGGAGUAUGAAGCAGAAGCCAUAAGGAAGAGAUUAUGGCAAGUAAUCUUAGACUUGGCCCUGAUUUCCCCCUCCCUGGAACAGCAGCAUCCGUGGACUCACAAUCCGAAGUUGAUGCCUCUUCCUCCCCACAGGAGCUGCUUUAUAAAAUCGUGACGAUUCUCGAAAUUCAACUCUCUGAACUCAACGGAAAAGUCGGUACUGUUGAUGCUACACUCAAGGGUCUCGACGUCAAUAUUUCUGCUGUAGGAGGUGACGCUAUCGGCGGCGACGCUGUCGGUGGUGCUGGGGGCAAUGCAACCGCGACCACAAUUGCACACGCAAUUGCAAUCGCAAACGCACAUGGACGAGAUCGAUUGCAAAGCUAUCAGAGUCUCCCGCAACGUCUCGACGAUAUCGAAAAGCAUCUCAAACAUAUCGAGAAGCGUCUCACGCUCGUUACUGCUGCUGCGCUGUUAUGUAAGGAAGAUUGUGGGGGAGAGAUACAUUUCCAGGCAUCCUGCAAAAAUGGAAGAGGUAGACAUACCGCCUGACCUCCUCGUCUUCUAGAUUCUGCUGACUGAGGGUGAGAUUCUACGAGUUGGGAUAGCCCAAUUAUGCCAGACCUACUAGAAGGAUAUGCGUGGUGCUCUGGGCUGUAGAAUAAAGUCAUCCUUAUGCCUUUUCUAACAUAUUGUACCGCUCAGGUUGCCAAGGGAUAGAAGCAAGCUUCUUACCUUAGGUUAGGGGCUAGAUAGUGAGUCAAUAAGUCAAGGGAAAUCACACGUGAAGUAUUGAAGUAUUGCGCAGUCACAAGUAUAAGAGUACCAUUUGAGUUGAGCACGAAGCUCUUACAGUGGGUGGCCAUAAGUCUACGCGUUGGGCUGUUUUACACCAAAAUGCCCCUGUAGCACUUCGAGAUUUAGAGGGGUUCUCGGGCCAAGAUUUACCCUAGAUUUAGGGACUUCCUUCGUAUUUACACGGCGGGUACUUCUACGUACUCGGGAAUUUUACGUUUUAUCCCCUUUUAAGCUAUAAAGUAGGAUAAUAGC
This is a messenger RNA of Hyaloscypha bicolor E, 1176 nucleotides long. RefSeq lists its product as uncharacterized. The transcript is spliced from 2 exons. The coding region runs from base 181 to 678 and encodes 165 amino acids. Lineage: Eukaryota; Fungi; Ascomycota; Leotiomycetes; Helotiales; Hyaloscyphaceae. The record is from RefSeq and is a predicted model, not a curated record.